AUGAAGGGAGAGGCGAAGCACGAGAGGCGGUGGGGAUCGGAUUCCGUCCCCGCGAGGGCGGCGGCUCUCAGCAGCAGCAGCGCCGGGACUUCUCCGGUGAGCGAGGCGAUGAGCUCGGUGGCCGGGGCGGAGGAGGAAUUCGUGGAAGUCACGCUCGAUUUGCAGGACGAUGAUACGAUUAUACUCCGGAGCGUGGAGCCGGCGACGGUUAUCAACAUCGGCAACGGUGGGAGUGGAAGUGGUAGUGGUGGCGAGGGAGACGAGAGCGGUGGAAGGGAGCUAUUGCCUCGAUCGAAUCCGGUUUCCGCUCCCCCGUCCAGAUCCCCGACGAUCAAGCGGAGCUCGUCGAACAAGCUGCGGCAGUUCUCUCAGGAGCUGAAGGCGGAGGCGGUGGCGAAGGCGAGGCAGUUCUCGCAUGAGUUGAAGGCGGAGCUGAGGAAGUUCUCGUGGAGCCACAGGGCGUCUCGCAACUCUUCGCAGCAGCCGCAGAACAAUAACAAUGGCGGCAGUGUUUCUGCUGGGUUCGACUCCGCCCUCGCCGCUCGAGCUAUGAGGAAGCAGCGAGCUCAGCUGGACCGGACCAGGUCCAGCGCUCAGAAGGCCCUCCGCGGUCUCAAAUUCAUCAGCAACAGGAAAUCGCAAGGCAUCGAGGCGUGGAACGAAGUCCAGCACAACUUCGAUAAGCUCGCUAAGGACGGUUACCUCUACCGCUCCGAUUUCGGGCAAUGCAUAGGGAUGCGGGAUUCCAAGGAGUUUGCACUCGAACUGUUCGACGCGUUGGGCAGGAGAAGGAGGUUGAAGGUGGAGAAGAUUAGCAGGGACGAGCUGUACGAGUUCUGGUCACAAAUCACCGAUGAUAGCUUCGAUUCACGGCUCCAGAUCUUCUUCGAUAUGGUGGACAAGAACGAGGAUGGCCAAAUUGGAGAGGAAGAAGUAAAAGAGAUUAUUAUGUUAAGCGCUUCGGCGAACAAAUUGUCAAGAUUAAAGGAACAAGCAGAAGAAUAUGCAGCUUUGAUCAUGGAAGAGUUGGACCCUGAAAGACUUGGCUACAUCGAGCUAUGGCAACUGGAGACACUUCUUCUACAGAAGGACACGUAUCUAAACUACAGUCAAGCACUGAGCUACACGAGCCAAGCCUUGAGCCAGAACUUGCAAGGGCUAAGAAGGAGGAGCCCAAUAGUGCGGAUGCGGACAAGGUUCCUCUACUUUUUGGGAGAGAACUGGAAGAGAAUCUGGGUGUUAACUUUAUGGAUCAUGAUCAUGAUCGCCCUCUUCACAUGGAAGUUCUUUCAGUACAAGCAGAAGAAUGCUUUCAAGGUCAUGGGUUAUUGUCUCCUGACGGCCAAAGGUGCGGCAGAGACAUUGAAGUUCAACAUGGCCCUUAUUCUCCUGCCGGUGUGUAGGAACACCAUCACUCGCCUCAGGUCCACACGGCUUGCUUAUCUUGUGCCUUUCGACGACAAUAUUAACUUUCACAAGACUGUCGCCGCAGCAAUCGUAGUUGGUGUUAUUCUACACGUUGGAAACCACCUUGCCUGUGAUUUCCCGAGGCUGGAGCGCGCAUCGCUGGUGGACUACAAUCUGUACCUCAGAAAUGACUUUGGAGACCAUAAACCAAGUUACUUCAAAUUAGCUAGAGGAGUAGAGGGUGUAACCGGAAUUCUUAUGGUGAUCUUCAUGAUCAUUGCAUUUACACUGGCAACGACAUGGUUCAGGCGCAACCUUAUUAAGCUCCCUAAACCAUUCAACAGAAUUACCGGGUUCAAUGCCUUCUGGUACUCACACCACCUAUUUGUCAUCGUCUAUGUCUUGCUGGUUGUCCAUGGUAUAUUCCUCUACCUUGUUCAUCACUGGUACCAAAAAACGACGUGGAUGUAUCUCUCUGUUCCCGUCUUGCUCUAUGCCGGAGAAAGGGCCCUCAGGUUUUUCCGCUCUGGCUCAUACACAGUCCGGCUUUUGAAGGUUGCUAUAUAUCCCGGAAACGUGCUCACAUUGCAAAUGUCCAAGCCUAAUCAAUUUCGGUACAAGAGUGGACAGUACAUGUUCGUUCAGUGCCCUGCCGUUUCUCCAUUUGAAUGGCACCCAUUUUCAAUCACCUCUGCUCCUGGGGAUGAUUACCUAAGCGUUCACAUUAGGCAACUAGGGGACUGGACCCAGGAACUCAAAAGGGUAUUCUCUGAGGCAUGCGAGCGCCCUGUUGCAGGGAAGAGCGGCCUUCUUAGAGCUGAUGAAACCACCAAGAAAAGUUUGCCAAGGCUGUUGAUAGAUGGGCCUUACGGUGCCCCUGCACAAGAUUACCGGAAAUACGAUGUCUUGUUACUUGUUGGUCUGGGAAUCGGGGCAACUCCUUUCAUUAGCAUUCUCAAAGACUUGCUUAAUAACCUUGUAAAGGAAGAGCAAUCGGAUUCAAUAUCAGAAGUCAGCAGAACAUCGGACGUUAGCUAUGCCAGCACUGAUGGCAUGAGACGGAAAAAGGCGUUGAAGACCACGAACGCUUACUUCUACUGGGUGACGAGGGAACAAGGCUCCUUUGAUUGGUUCAAAGGGGUGAUGAAUGAGAUUGCAGACCAAGAUCAACAGGGGGUGAUUGAGAUGCAUAAUUACUUAACCAGUGUGUAUGAAGAAGGCGAUGCUAGAUCAACCCUCAUUACCAUGGUGCAGGCCUUGAACCAUGCAAAGAAUGGUGUGGAUAUUGUCUCUGGAACCAGGGUGCGAACCCAUUUCGCAAGGCCUAACUGGAAAAAGGUGCUGUCAAAACUAAGUUCCAAGCACUGUAAUGCAAGGAUAGGGGUAUUCUACUGUGGGGCACCUGUUCUAGCACAAGAACUGGGCAAGCUCUGCUACGAAUACAAUCAGAAAGGGUCUACCAAGUUCGACUUUCACAAAGAGCAUUUCUAA
This is a messenger RNA of Linum trigynum, 2898 nucleotides long. The record is from the annotation of a GenBank genome assembly. Lineage: Eukaryota; Viridiplantae; Streptophyta; Magnoliopsida; Malpighiales; Linaceae.